This is a messenger RNA of Ochlerotatus camptorhynchus, 1979 nucleotides long. Its product is annotated as 2',5'-phosphodiesterase 12. Gene Ontology annotation, molecular function: 3'-5'-RNA exonuclease activity. The coding region runs from base 1 to 1899 and encodes 632 amino acids. Gene Ontology annotation, cellular component: mitochondrion. NCBI's taxonomy places the organism in Eukaryota, Metazoa, Arthropoda, Insecta, Diptera, Culicidae. The transcript is spliced from 2 exons. Gene Ontology annotation, biological process: nuclear-transcribed mRNA catabolic process, deadenylation-dependent decay. The record is from RefSeq and is a predicted model, not a curated record.
AUGCUUCUUCCACUAGUGCCAAGUUUAGGCAUCAGGAAAGGUUUGGUUAUCAGCUCGUUUUUCCGAAGCAAAAAGGUUCUGCCGAUUGCCGAAUUAGUCACACGAUCCAGUUCCAACUUUGUGUUACGCCAUCGGUUCAAGAUGAACGUUGCCUAUUUCCGUCAGCUGCCCAACGAAGCUCAAUGUGCAAUCUGCUUCCAUUUGGCCAGUGAACGAUACAGAAUCGAUAAGGUGUUCAAUUUUUCCAGGAAUGUUACGGAGAACAUCGAUGCCAGCUUGGAAAGGAUGCGAACCAACAUUGAAAAGGAAGUCAAGAAAAAGUCCAAUAAAAAAAAGAAAAACAAACCUGGAACAGGUGAGCAGUUACCGGAAACAGAAAACUCGCAAGCGAUGCAAGAACUGCCAGAUGUUAAGGUACGAUUUUUCGACGUAAGAAAGGAACAAGACCUCCAGGAUAUUACUAUAUCGGAACUUUUGAAUAAAGUCCGCAAUGAGGAGCAGAUACUGCUGAAAAUAUUGGAUGAUGACUUCCGGAUAGAUUUUAAUUCACCUUCAGUCCAGAGCAUCAAUCUACCUCAGUCGAUCUUGGCCGGAUUUUAUGUGUACCCAUCGAAACUUGAAUUAAUAUUCGCCGAAAGAGAGCAAUCCGAAUUUCAAUGGUACCGAGGAAAAAUGCCAAAAUCAAACAAUGCUCAACAGAUCGAAUGGACCCCGGUUGGAAGUGGAUUUUCGUAUAGGGCUAAACCUGAUGAUGUUGGAUGCCAUCUCAAGAUCGUUUGUGUUCCUAAAAAUGCACACAAAGCGGGACCACCUACGGAGGUUGUUUCCUCUUGUGAGAUACAGGCUGGUCCUGGUCAAUGCCCUUUCGACAUUCGUCACCUGUUUACACAGAGCAAGCUGGUGAGCGAAUUUCAAUUUCGAGUCGUUACUUACAAUAUUUUGGCUGAUUUGUAUGCUGAUAGCGAUUACAGUAGGACCGAACUGUUUAAAUAUUGUCCAAAUUAUGCAUUACAUAUCGAUUAUCGGAAGCAGCUCUUCAUCAAGGAAAUCCUGGGAUAUAAUUCAGACAUAAUCUGCCUGCAGGAAGUUGAUGCCAAGAUUUUUGAACUGGACUUGGUACCAGUGCUACGAAUGAAAAACCUCGAAGGACAUUUUAAAGCAAAAGGAAAAACUGCUGAAGGAUUGGCCACCUUUUACGAUGUGAAACGAUUCGAGGAACUGGACAGGCAAGGUAUCACGUUUGGAGAAAAUUUGGAAACGAACGUGGCCUUCCAAGGGCUUUGGAAUCAGAUUAAAUUGAACGAAAAGCUGUCAGCCCGAAUCAAAGAUCGCUCAACUGCAAUACAAGUUACACUACUGCGAUCCCGUUCCGCUCCGAAGAAGCACUUGUUGGUAGCCAAUACUCACUUUUAUUUUCAUCCGGACGCUGAUCAUAUUCGGUUACUGCAAGGUGGAUUCUCCAUGCUCUAUGUCCGUGAUCUUUACGAAAAGUUCGAACGAGAACUUGGUUUGGAUAGAAAAGAUUUUGCCAUUGUAUUCUGCGGAGACUUCAAUAGUGUUCCCGAGUGUGGAAUGUACCGUUUGAUGACGGAAAGGUUCGUCGGUGACGAAAUGGCCGAUUGGCAGAGCAACGAGGAAGAAGCCGUACGAGGAGUGACUCUGUCGCAGCCAUUCUUGUUCAAAUCGGCCUGCGGAUGUCCGAAAUAUACCAACUACACCGUUGGCUUCCAGGCUUGCAUCGACUUCAUCUACUAUCAGUGCGAAGCUCUUCGGGUUAACGACGUGGUGCCACUGCCCAGCGAGGAGGAGCUGAUGGCGUACGAUGCCAUUCCAUCGCCGGUAUUGCCAUCUGACCACAUUGCUCUCGUGGCCAGUCUUGAGUGGAACUGUAAAUCCUGAUAAACGAUUGUGGUUUUAUUAUUUGCAAUGUCAAAUAAUUGUUUAUAUUGUAGUAAUAAUAAAUGUAAGUGGAAAAGCAG